AUGGGACUGACUAAUCAUAAAGGCCUUGAUGCCUCUAAUAUUAUUCUACGGCUGUUGCCCGAGGACCAACAGCCGCCCCCGCCGCAAUUGGAUGACCCAAGCCGACGAGGACGUAACCUCCACACCGCACAUAUACUGACCGUCAACUGGACAGCUGAUGGCGGGUGGGAAGCCCCUGAGAUCAGCCCGUAUGGCAAGCUCGCCCUCGAGCCGACUGCCAGCGUCCUCCACUAUGCCACCGAGGCCUUCGUACGUACAAGCCUAUGCUUCGUCAAAGUCGUUCCGUUAAUUAAUGUAACCAUUGUCCAGGAAGGCCUGAAGGUUUACCGCGGCUGGGAUGGAAAGCUCCGCUUGUUUCGACCAUGGCUCAACUGCCAACGGAUGCUCCGGUCCAAUGCCUACGUCGGACUUCCGUCCUUCAGUGUCGAUGAGCUGCUCACUCUUCUUGCUACCUUUGCACGCAUCGAAUGUCCUCAUUGGCUGCCUCACCCCGGCUCCAGCCUCUAUCUGCGACCGUCGAUGAUCGGCACUGGCUCAGCACUGGGCAUGCAGAAGCCCGCAGAAGCUCUCUUCUUCCUGUUCGGGGCCCUGUUCCCCCAGUCGACGGGAAACCAGUGUGCCAACCUUCUGGCUAGCUCGCCGGACCAGGUCCGUGCCUGGCCUGGCGGGUUUGGGUGCGCAAAGAUAGGGGCGAAUUAUGGACCAACCAUGCCAGCACAAACUGAUGCCCGAGAAAACGGCUGUACCUCGACGCUAUGGCUGUUUGCAGAGGAUGGGCAAGUGACCGAAUCAGGAGGAAGCAACUUCUUCGUUAUCUGGCGACGGGAGGACGAUGAGAACGUACUUGAGUUAGUCACCUGUUCUGUAACCGACCGCUUGAUCCUCAAUGGGAUCACUCGACGAAGUAUCCUGGAACUGGCCCGGGAAAGGCUGUCACAUACUAGCACCGGGGCGGCCGAGCUUCCCUGCCUUGAGGUGCGCGAAGGAAGGUUCGUCAUCCAUGAUAUCUUCAAGGCCCAAAAGGCGGGCAGACUUCUUGAGGCAUUCAUCACAGGCACUUCGGCCUCCGUCACACCCGUUGCUGGGAUCAAGUGGAAAGCGGAAGAGAUUACCAUUCCAGUCAAUCUAUUGGGAUUCACCAGCAUGUUCCAUAAAUGGCUUGACAAUAUCAUUUACGGUGUGGAGAGUCACGACUGGGCGUAUAUUGUCCCGGAAAUCUAA
This is a messenger RNA of Aspergillus udagawae, 1221 nucleotides long. RefSeq names its product branched-chain-amino-acid aminotransferase. Gene Ontology annotation, biological process: L-leucine biosynthetic process; L-valine biosynthetic process. The transcript is spliced from 3 exons. Gene Ontology annotation, molecular function: branched-chain-amino-acid:2-oxoglutarate transaminase activity. The coding region runs from base 1 to 1221 and encodes 406 amino acids. The record is from RefSeq and is a predicted model, not a curated record. Gene Ontology annotation, cellular component: mitochondrion. NCBI's taxonomy places the organism in Eukaryota, Fungi, Ascomycota, Eurotiomycetes, Eurotiales, Aspergillaceae.